GUUUUACCAAGCCUUUGAACUUGUGAGGAUGAACAGGGUUUCUGCAGGAUUCCUCCUCUCCCCGCUUUCUCACGCGUCCUUGUACUAAUCGUGGGCUAGCCCCCGCCAUGCACGCCAGCCGAGCCGAAAUCUCUCUCAAGGAGGACACCAAGCGUAGCGCCCUGCACAUCUCGGGGCGGGUCAGACUGGCCCCCUACGGCUCCGCCAUCUCCGCCAAGAGGCCGAAAGUCCACGGGGACCAAGUGGUCCCCGAGAUCCGCGGGCGAGAGUACGGCCGCCAACCCGCCUUCGUCAGGAAACUGAGGAACGCGGCAGUGGGCACGGGCUGCGAUAUCAGACUGAAGGUGUCGGUGACCGGGAGCCCCCUGCCCACGCUGAACUGGUUCAGGAACAAUACCCCGCUGCCUCCCGACGCCGACGACUACGGGGCUCUCUCGAUCCGGGACUGCCAGUCCACUGACGCCGGGGUCUACACCUGCAUAGCCCGCAACGCGCACGGGGAAGCUCGCACCUCGGCUGUGCUCGCUGUUCUGGAAGUGGAAGAGGAAGUCCAAAGUGGAUUGAUCAGGAACGCAGAGGAGACCAAUGGGAGAACGUGCAAACUCCACCCAGACAGCGGCGGAGGUCGGGAUUUAAUCCUGGUCUGCGGAGCUCCACCCAUUGUCCUACUGGGCCACACACUUCCCCAGAGGAAUGAGAGAUUUCAUUCCUUCAACAGCCGUCGGCAUUAAAAGCUCUGACAAUCUGAUGCCUGGUUGCUCAGGAACUUUAACUGGAAUUGCUUUAUUAUCGCCACCUGUACUAGGCUACAGAGAAGAGCUGUUGUUUCCACAGCAGACAUAAGGACCUUUCCGUACAUACGCAAGUACGUCAAGGAGGUGAAAGGGAACACUGAAAGCAGAAUAAAGUGUCACGGUCACAGAGAAAGUGCAGUGCGGGUGGUCAGUAAGGUAGAUUGGGAGAUCGCAGCUCCACCUCUCAGUGUUAUAGAGUCAGAGGGCACUGCCACAGCUCAUCCAGCCUGAGGUAAGCUGUUAGUCUGGCAACAAGAGAGUGGCAGCAUGGCCCCAGUAGCACGUGCUUUCAAGGUUCUGUAUCGUCUGUCUGAUGGGAGGGAGGAGAAGGGAGAGUGCCUGGGGUGGGAUGGGUGCUUUGCUGAGGCUGUAGGAAGUGUAGACCAGGUCACUGAACGGAUCUCGCGAAUGAUGAGACGGUCUCUCGUUGUUUUACCUUGUUCUACCUCAAUACACUCAUCUGUAUGAACAGUAUGCAAGGUAAGCUUUUCACUCAAUCUCACUACACGUGACGGUAUAAACCAAAUCGAAUAUGGAUAUCAAUACCAGAUGGCUUGGAACCUGAAGAUUAGAUUAGCUUUAUUUGAUGUGUCCAUACAUUGAAACAGACAGUGAAAUGCGUUGGUUGUGUCAACAACUAACAGAGUUUGAGGAUGUGCUGGGGGAUUGUGGUGAACUACAUAUACCUGUCUGGACACGCCCCUCUGCUGACUGCUCCUGUGGCUCCUCCCACACACCCCUGUAUAAAGGCGAUUGGAGGCACUGCUCCUCCCUCAGUCUCCGGGAUGCCGUGCUCCGUUUUGCUGCUAAUA
Hypanus sabinus (Atlantic stingray) is the source of this 1606-nucleotide messenger RNA. RefSeq names its product striated muscle-specific serine/threonine-protein kinase-like. The transcript has 2 exons. NCBI's taxonomy places the organism in Eukaryota, Metazoa, Chordata, Chondrichthyes, Myliobatiformes, Dasyatidae. The record is from RefSeq and is a predicted model, not a curated record. Gene Ontology annotation, molecular function: protein kinase activity. The coding region runs from base 108 to 731 and encodes 207 amino acids.